This is a messenger RNA of Vespa crabro (European hornet), 591 nucleotides long. RefSeq names its product 40S ribosomal protein S16-like. Bases 63 to 509 code for a protein of 148 amino acids. The record is from RefSeq and is a predicted model, not a curated record. Gene Ontology annotation, biological process: maturation of SSU-rRNA from tricistronic rRNA transcript (SSU-rRNA, 5.8S rRNA, LSU-rRNA); translation. Lineage: Eukaryota; Metazoa; Arthropoda; Insecta; Hymenoptera; Vespidae. Gene Ontology annotation, cellular component: cytosolic small ribosomal subunit; ribosome. The transcript has 5 exons. Gene Ontology annotation, molecular function: RNA binding; structural constituent of ribosome.
CCACAGCGGAUCUACUUCCUUUCACGUAGUUAUUUUCCAAGAUAGUACACGUGUUUGACAGAAUGCAGAAGAAACAAAAGGAACCGAUUCAUUCCGUGCAAGUUUUCGGACGCAAGAAAAGUGCAACUGCAGUUGCUUAUUGCAAACGAGGCCGUGGAAAUCUUCGGGUAAAUGGAAGACCAUUGGAACUGGUUGAACCACGCGUAUUGCAAUACAAAUUGCAAGAACCUAUUUUGCUCCUUGGAAAGGAGAAAUUUGCUGGUGUUGACAUCAGAGUAAGAGUAAACGGAGGUGGCCAUGUAGCGCAAGUUUAUGCCAUUCGUCAAGCCAUCUCCAAAGCUCUUGUAGCUUAUUAUCAGAAAUAUGUCGAUGAGGCUAGCAAGAAGGAUAUAAAAGAUAUUCUUAUUCAAUAUGAUCGUACUCUUCUGGUCGCAGAUCCAAGGAGAUGCGAACCAAAAAAGUUUGGUGGUCCAGGAGCAAGAGCACGAUACCAAAAGUCGUAUCGUUAAUAUGUUUAUCAUAUUGCAUAAUGUUUAUAUCAUUGAAUAAAAAAGAAGAAAAUCUCCCUGCACAGAUGUGAUUAUAAAUGGA